Molecule: messenger RNA, 1008 nt
Organism: Symbiodinium natans
Lineage: Eukaryota; Dinophyceae; Suessiales; Symbiodiniaceae
Source: the annotation of a GenBank genome assembly
AUGGCAUCCCGAAUAUGUGCCUCUGCAGCUGGCAUGGUGGCGACCUCGGGCGUGUUCCGCCUGUUGAAUCGCCCGGCCCAACAACCGCGAAAGCCCUGCUUCUGUGAGUCAGUGCGCAACACCUGUGCUGCCACAGAUGGUCCCAAGCGCAUUAGAGUGAUGUCUCAGAACAUCUGGAACUCCUUCUUUGCAGGAGGUCCAGGAAGGCAUGCGAGGCUGAUGGCGUUUUUCGAGGAGUUGGAACGACUCCGUGUGGAUAUCGUGAUCGUGCAGGAGAUGUUCGUUUUCGGCCUGGGACCCUGGUGUGUCAAGAGCGAGGCGGAAGCGGCUCGAGAGCUGCUCCUGGAACUCGGCUUCCGACAUCAGACUUGCCCCACGGCCACGCAACCGUUGCUUGGUCAAAGCUCCGGCCUGGUCGUCUAUUCAAAAUAUCCCAUCGUGCGGGAGCACCAUGAGGCGUUUGCCACUCGUCGCUCUGUCACGGCGAAAGGCUGGCUGGAAGUGGUGAUCGACCUGGGUCUGUCAGACAGCAACCAGGCCCGUGAGCUGAUCAUCUUCAAUACUCACCUGGAGCAUUCACACCACCCACGCUGGCAGCGCAUCCGCGAGCAGCAGUGGAAAGAGUUGGCCAAGAGAGCAGAGGACGUGCUGGCAAAAAGCGCGGCAACAAGCAGGCCCUACGCAAUGGUGGUGGGAGACUUCAAUGUCUGCAGCCAGGAGUUUGGGCAGCAGCUGGACAGCUCCGCAGAGUUCCAGGCUUUGCAGUUGGCUAUGCAGUCUGCAGGUUUUGCCUGCGAGUUGCCACAGCCAUCGUUUGAUGCGGAGAGGCCGGGAACUCUUCGGCUUGGGCCAGAGAACGAGCUACGGUCCUCCCCAGACCACAUGUUUGUGACCUACGAGUUACAAGACUGCUGUGUAGCCUCCGCAAUCAUUGACACGCGUGGCCGAGAUGGACUGGAGGUGUCCGACCAUCUGGCUCUCGUUGUGGAGUUCUUGCUGCCUCCGUAG